This is a messenger RNA of Epinephelus lanceolatus (giant grouper), 1612 nucleotides long. Its product is annotated as nuclear receptor subfamily 0 group B member 1-like. Lineage: Eukaryota; Metazoa; Chordata; Actinopteri; Perciformes; Serranidae. Gene Ontology annotation, molecular function: transcription factor binding; transcription corepressor activity. Gene Ontology annotation, biological process: negative regulation of transcription by RNA polymerase II. The record is from RefSeq and is a predicted model, not a curated record. Gene Ontology annotation, cellular component: nucleus; cytoplasm.
AGAAACGUCUGGCCUUGUCAGGGAGGGCUGGUUCCCCAAGUCUACUCUAUAAAAAGAUGAUCCAGCCCAUGAUCAAUCGCGCAGCUUUGAGGAGCGUCAUGUCGUGUUGUGAGUGCAGAGCCAGUGAGGACACAGCGCGGGGGAGCAUCCUCUACAGCAUCCUCAACAGAGGCACCGAGGAGACGCCCGCUGCGCACCAGCUCUGCUCCUGCGCCUCCAAGAGGAAACUGGUGGCGACUCGAGCUCCACACUUAGUCUUCAAAGCGGCCUCGGAGGUGCUCGUGAAAACUUUCAAGUUCGUGAAAAAUGUACCGUGUUUUCGCGGUUUGCCGGCGGAGGAUCAGCUGCGGCUGGUGCGCAACAGCUGGGCGCCGCUGCUGGUUUUGGGCAUGGUGCAGGACUCCGUGGACUUCGACACGGUGGAGACGCAGCAGCCCAGUCUGUUGCAUAGGAUUUUAACGCACAGCAAGGAGCGGCAGCAGCGCGCUCCGGCCGAGAUUCAACACCCGGGGGUGCCUGUCAGUGACGCCGAGGGGAUCAAGAUGUUUCUGGUCAGGUGUAGGGGACUGAGGAUCAGCGUCAAGGAGUACGCCUUCCUGAAGGGAGCGAUACUGUUCACCCCGGAGGUGACGGAGUUGGAGUGUCGGGACUACAUCCAGGCGCUCCACACGGAGGCAGAGCGCGCGCUUUACGAGCACGUGAGGACGGCGUGCCGCGGCAACGUGGGCCGGUUCGGCAGGCUGCGCGCGGUCCUGAGCACGCUGCGGUCCAUGGACCCGGAGGCGGUGGCGGGACUCUUCUUCAGACCCGUGACCGGGAGGAGCAGCAUAGAUGAACAUGUGCUCGCCAUGUUUUAUGAGCGGUAGAGACAAAAUUAGGGAAGACAUUUGGGACUGGGGCUUAAUUUCAUGCCAUCAUGCAGGCUAUUUAUUUACCUGUUUAUAUUGUUCUUUUCAUUUUAAAACCUGUACUGUCAGCUUUCAUUUAUUUAUUUAUUCAUGAGGACUCUGAGGACCACUGCAGACCUAAUAAAAAAGAUUUCCUGGCACAUUCCAGUCCUAAAGUAUUCAGACCUGAACAAAUCCCCUCCUUUUUUUUUACUGUGACACAAGGUAAGACUCUAGAAAGCAGGGUGGGAAUAGCAUCUCAAUAAGAGCAUUGCUUACAUAACAAAAGUGUAAUAAAAGCAUCUGUCCAAACACUGACACAACUUAUUCACAAACACCUCCUUCAGCUCAAUACAGCCAUCGAUAAUCCUCACGCAGCAAGUCACAAACUUCCACGUACAACUGUUAAAAACACUUUGAGCUCGCAAACACCAACAACAGCUGCAGAGCUUCUGCAAACACGACCAACGCCAACACAACCACAACAUUAAUCUACAAGCAUAAACAGCAAGCGAGCACGUGAUCCUGCAGGUUUGAAGAGUUGCAUUUAAACAAGAAAGCAAAGUGAAGCAUGAAGCAGCUCCUACCAUUGAUGAUCAGCUUGACAGGCGGAGAUGAUCACCCAUCUUCCUGCAAAAGACAAGCAUGUAAACAGGGUUAAAAGCUAGUCAAAGUACAGAAGGGUGACAUUUAAGUGUUGAAUCAGACGCUGUUUAGUGGCAAAU